Molecule: messenger RNA, 2469 nt
Organism: Penicillium argentinense
Lineage: Eukaryota; Fungi; Ascomycota; Eurotiomycetes; Eurotiales; Aspergillaceae
Exons: 4
Coding region: 1-2469 (822 amino acids)
Biological process (GO): protein phosphorylation; intracellular signal transduction
Molecular function (GO): ATP binding; protein serine/threonine kinase activity
Source: RefSeq, a predicted model, not a curated record
AUGACGUCUGAACAGGCCGAUUCGACCCCAACCGCCAACUCCAUGGAGUCAGGCCCGCAGGCUAUGCAUCCCCAAGCCAAGAUGCCGGGCCAAGCGGAGACCGACUCCGACGCCAAGUCAAGAUCGCAGCCCGGCCAGGUUCGCUUCUCCUCUGUCACGCAGGAGAUCGAACCCUCUCGAUCACAGCUGUCCCCGGACCCGGAGCAAACCCCGACAGACUCCCGCAAGAAAACUGAAGAAGAGGAACUGCGGUCCCUGGCGAUGAGCUUGCAGAGCUCCCAGCUUCAGGAGUCCCGUCUGCGUAACAACUUCUCAUUCGAGCCAAUGUCGCUUCCGUCGUCGAGAGUUGCCUCUCGAGAAUCGAGCGAUCGUAGUGGCCGAGACGGUCCAGGCUCCUACGUGACUUCUCCUCAUGCAUCUCCCCCAGUUUCCGCCGUACAGUCGCCUCCCCUGACUCCCGCCGUCACCCAUUCUCGCGAUGGCCGAUCUACCGAAAGCGCCUCUCUACUGAACGCAGUUGGCAAUGUCAACGCAAAGGCAUCGGCCAUCACUCCCGAAACUUCCCCACCCGUCUCAUCGGCCGACAAGAAUGGUACGCAACGAAGUGCUCCAUCCUCGCGACCCGGUUCCACCGACCGCCUCUCUACCAAACAGAGCGGUGCUUCGGAACCUUCGUCCCAGGCUCACAGCACAUUGCCCCGGCACCGAGCUCAAUUCUUCAUUGGCACCGAUGCCAGCUCACAAGAAGAAAGCCCUCCUGCAACUCCCCGCGACUCGCAUACGCCGCCGGGUACCAUCACACCAGUAGGCGAGCCCAAUGACCCAUACGCUCGCAGCAAGCGGCCACCGCAGCCGAAGAACCUCGCUCAGCUAGAUCCACGAUUUAUAUUCGGGGGCCGGGAUUCGAAGCGGUCGUUUCGGCCAGGAACCCCUCGGUCAGCCAGCGCCAGUGAUGGGAUUUUCGGCAAUGGCAAGAAGGACCAGGACCACAAGGGCGGCCACGGCCAUCAAGGUCACCAUGGGUCCAUGUCCGAGCUGAAGCGGUUUUUCAAGAUGGGCCAUCGCCACAAGCGGCCCGACUCACCGACGUCCGGCAAGCGAUCCAAGAGCACGCCGUAUCAGAUGGCCCCUGAUAAUGUUCCCUUCGCCGACGACCACGGCCUGAACUCCAAGUAUGGUAAAUUGGGAAGGGUUCUUGGCUCUGGUGCUGGUGGUUCGGUGCGACUGCUGAAGCGGAACAGCGACGGGGUCACCUUUGCCGUUAAGCAAUUCCGAGACCGCCACAGCUGGGAGAGCUUGAAAGAAUACUCAAAGAAAGUAACGGCCGAGUUUUGUAUCGGUUCCACGCUGCACCACGGUAACAUUAUCGAGACCUUGGAUAUCAUCCAAGAAGGACAGCAUUGGUACGAGGUCAUGGAGUAUGCUCCCUUCGAUCUCUUUGCGAUUGUCAUGACGGGCAAGAUGACCAAGGAGGAGAUUGCGUGUUCCUUCAAGCAGAUCCUCAGCGGCGUUGCUUAUCUUCACGGCAUGGGCUUGGCCCAUCGUGAUUUGAAGCUGGACAAUGUCGUGGUCAACGACCGCGGCAUCAUGAAGUUAAUUGAUUUUGGGAGUGCAGUGGUGUUCCGGUACCCAUUUGAAAACGACAUUGUGCCAGCUUCAGGCAUCGUUGGCUCGGAUCCUUACCUUGCCCCGGAAGUGUAUGAUGAGAAGAAAUAUGACCCCCGCCCCACGGAUGUUUGGUCGCUGGCGAUCAUCUUCUGUUGCAUGACUUUGCGCCGCUUCCCGUGGAAGCAGCCGCGCACGACCGACAACUCAUAUCGCCUGUUUGUGUCCACUCCUACACCUGGCACCCCGGUCCCUGAUGUCGAUCCCCGGCGUCGACCCAAGUCUAACCCCGAUCUUCCUUCUACCAUCCACGAGCACAAACAGUCCGAGCACAAACAGCCCGAGCAGAAGCAACAAGCACCCACUUCGAAUGGGCCUCCUGCCACACCGGCCAAACUGACCGUUCCUGGGGCGCCGGAGCAAAACGGAACUAAGCCGGAUAAUUCGGAGAAGCCCGAGUCGCCCAAGGAAAGCGACAGCCCAACGGAAGCUCAGAAGCAAACCAGUCAAACCAGCACGAAAAACAACAAAACUACGCGGACGACUAGCAAGGAAGCGCCCCCCCUUCCGCCGGGUUCGCAACCCCCGGCUCAGAAGCAGGAGGUCAUCAAGGGUCCCUGGCGACUUCUCCGUAUUCUGCCGCGGGAAAGUCGGUUCAUCAUUGGUCGCAUGCUCAAGGUCAACCCCAAGGAGCGAGCUACGCUGGAUGAGGUCUUGGAGGACGAGUGGGUGCGCAACAUCUUGACCUGUACGCAGGACAGCGCCGGCACCGUUAGCCCCGCCUCCAACCACAAACACAUCCUCGAACCUCCAUCCCAGGCUCCCGCUGCUGCGGUUGCCAGUAAAGGUGCCAAGGCUAAAUAA